Messenger RNA from Oryzias latipes (Japanese medaka), 2495 nucleotides. RefSeq names its product tudor domain-containing protein 7A. The record is from RefSeq and is a predicted model, not a curated record. NCBI's taxonomy places the organism in Eukaryota, Metazoa, Chordata, Actinopteri, Beloniformes, Adrianichthyidae.
CUUCUCAAGCAUCAACGUGACGUCAAGGCAAACCUCAAAAGUCAGAACAGGCGAAAAAUUUCUGCUCCACCAUAAACAGGAAUUCAACUUAAAGUAAACGGCAUGGACACAUUGAGGAAAGGAAGCUAAGGGGACGGACCCGAGCGGCCAUCUUGACUUGAAGCGUUGGAAUUCUCUCGAAAACAAGCUUUUCACCAUGGAGAACGAGUCAAUUGAGAAAGUGCUGAGGGCUGUCCUGCAGUCCUCUAAGUCUGGGAUCUCCAUCAGGAGUCUCCAGGCGGAGUACCGCUCUCUGUGCGGGGAGAGCCUCCCACUGAAAAGGCUCGGAUACCAGACUCUAGAGGAUUACCUUAAAAGUAUUCCCUCUGUGGUGAGGCUCGAUCACCGCAUGGGAGAGUUGAUGUGCUUUGCCCGUGUGUGCGAUGAGACGGCACACAUUGCAGAGCUGGUUGCCAGGCAAAAGUCGUCAAAAAAACCUGCCCGGUCUUGGACUGCGAACUCUGGCAGGAGGGUCAAACCACCUGACCCCUACCUGCCUAACGGGGUUCCUAGGUUUUCUCUGAAGCAGCCGUCAUGUCGCCCUUCUGCUGGUAGUUCCAGCAGCUCCUCCAAACCUUCUAAGUUUCAUGAUGGAUCCAGAAACAGCAGCGCUUCUGGGUUUUACAGACAGAUGAAGCAGGAGAUGAGGCCUUUCACACAGGUCCAGCACAGGCCGACAGCCGCUCCCCCAGCAGUGAAGCAGACGGACGCUCUGAACAGAAAAAAGCAAAGCAUGGAGAAGAAAAAGGACACAGAAUUUCAACAGGAUUCAAGGCAGUUUGGAGUCAGUCAGAGUUCUCCAUACGUCGCAGCAGAAGUGCAGAAGAACAUGAGGCAGCUUCUGAAAAAGUACAGCAACGGCCUCUGGAUGUCCAAACUGUCAGAGGUCUACAGGGAAAUGUUUCAUCAGGAGCUUCAUCCUCAAGCACUGACAGACCUGGAGAAGUGGACUCACAUCUGUUUUUUGGAGAAAGCUGCUUCUGAGAACCGAGCGGACCGAGUUAUUUAUCCUCUGCUGCUUUCCCAGCUCAAGACUCUGAACAACCCUGUGUUUGUGAACGUUCUCUACCAGGAUGUGUGCGUCUCAAACGUCUGCGCAGACGGCACUUUGUACUGCCGGCUGCCUUCGCCAGGAGCUUUCAGGCUAACAAGGAUGUUGGAAGAGAUCGCUUCUGGCAUCUCGCAGAUGACCACGGAGCUUCUGGUUUCCCAACCUUUCAUUGGGAAGUUCUGUCUGGCUCGGUUCAGAGGACAGUGGGCCAGAGCAGAGAUCACCAACAUGUUUGGCGACAUGAUGAUGGAGGUCCUCUUCAUAGACUUUGCUGUACCAGUAACUGUAGAACUUGCGGGCCUUCGAGAGAUUCCUCCACCUUUCCUGAAGGACUUUGGUUUCAUCCCACCUCAGGCUGUUAAGUGUCGACUAGCAGAAGUCGACGCUCCAGGCGUGGACUGGAGCCCAGAAGCCAUUGUUUGGUUGAGAGAGAAGGUUCUGGAAGCUGAAAGCUGCAAAGUAAAGAUUCUGAAGCUGGAAGAGUCCAAAGGGGACAGAGUCGCCUACAUUCAUUUGUUUGUUGGUGGAGAUGGCCUGGAGCAGAACAGCAUCAACCAUCAGCUGGUUCAGUUAUUCCAGAGAGCCCUGAGCAGCAGAGGUGGAAACCUCUUAGAUGCAGCCCCGACUUUUCCGGUCCGGAAAAGGACCCAUAGUGACCCGACCCUGAACUGGCCUGUGGUCGCUUCACUGCAGUCGAGUCACAAUGUCAUCCCCACGAUGACCCUGAAGCCCCUGGUGCUGCCUGCCCCCCUGCAACUUCCAGAGCCCGGUCAGAACAUGGACGUCUUUGUGGUCGUGGCGUGCCACCCGGGUUACUUUGUGGUGCAGCCGUGGCGAGACCUGGACCACCUGGAGACUCUGAUGAGGAGGAUGUCUCUGUUCUACCACCAGAGGGAGGCGGGCGGUACUGUCACGCACGCUCAGACGGGAGACGUGUGUGCCGCCAAAAUAAACGAGCAAUGGUACCGCGUGCAGGUAAAAAGGGUCCUGGCCAACGGUUUUGUCUCUGUCUACGAGCUGGACUACGGUCAACUAGAGCUGGUCCAGAAGAGCCUCAUCCAGCCUCUGGUGGAGCAGUUCAGGCAGCUGCCCUUUCAGGCGGUUCCUGCACAACUGGCAGGUGUGACCCAGCACCAGUGGUCCGAGGCGGCGUCCAUGCUGUUCAGGAACCGCGUGGAGCGGCGCGCCCUGGUGGCACAGGUGGAGAGCGUUCAGGAUGUGCUGGAGGUCAAAGGUGAGCCGUGGAGGCGCAAGCUAACAGUUUACCUGGUGGACACCACGCUGGAGGACGAGGACCUGUGGAUCCACUGCUUCAUGGCAGACAUCGAGUGACUCGUUCUCUUAGCGCAGAAUUUCCUGACGUCGCAGUGUUGAUAAUAAACAUUUUAAAGCAACUUUCACUGAA